AUGAGCAAGCAAGGGGAAGCACCAAGUGAAGCACCCAUGGAGGAGAAGAAAGGCGGUCUACUCAAAAAGUUCAAAUCAAAGGUCGGAGGCGGCAUGGGUGACAAUGGGAUGAGUGGUAGUAUUGGUAAUGGCAUGGGGUUUUUGUUCAGGAAGCAAGGGGAGGCACCAGCCGGUGGACCACCAGUAGAGGAGAAGAAAGGUGGCCUACUAGAGAAGCUUAAAUCCAAGCUUGGAAGCGGUACCGGUGCCGGUGCCACUAAGCCAGGAGGAAUCACCAAGCAAGUAGAACAGACAACCAUGAAUGUUGUCUGGAAAAGACAAGAUGCACCGGCCACCCCUGAGAAUCCGGAAACGCCAACCAAAGAAGAAGCUAAACCCCAGGAGCCUAAACCAAAGUCCCCCAAAGACACCAAUCCCAAAGCAAACAAGGACUCCCAGUACCCUAAAGCAAAGUCACCUAAGGACAACAAGCCAAAGUCAACCAAGGAGAAGGACAACACAUCAAGAACACCCAAAGACUGCCAGGACCCCAAGGCCAAAUCACCCAAAGAAAACAAGCCUAAAUCAAACAAGGAAAAGGACAACUCUUCCAAGGACAAAGAACAACAGGAAGAAAAGAAGGUUGGAAAACCGGACAAAGCUUAA
This is a messenger RNA of Puccinia graminis f. sp. tritici CRL 75-36-700-3, 645 nucleotides long. RefSeq lists its product as uncharacterized. The transcript has a single exon. The record is from RefSeq and is a predicted model, not a curated record. Lineage: Eukaryota; Fungi; Basidiomycota; Pucciniomycetes; Pucciniales; Pucciniaceae. Bases 1 to 645 code for a protein of 214 amino acids.